Messenger RNA from Rotaria sp. Silwood2, 798 nucleotides. The record is from the annotation of a GenBank genome assembly. Lineage: Eukaryota; Metazoa; Rotifera; Eurotatoria; Philodinida; Philodinidae.
AUGCAUGGUAUUCUAGCAACAGCUGAUGACAUGUAUGAACUUGGUGGCUGGCUUAACACGUCAUUUCCAGGUAUCUAUGUUGUUUCGAUCGAAAUUGGCAAUGGAUAUGAAGAUUCAUUUUUAUUACCAAUGAAUAAACAAGUAGAACUAUUUUGUGCUACUAUUCUUGCUGAUGAACAUCUGCAUGAAGGCUUUAACAUGCUCGGAAUAUCACAAGGUAGUUUGAUUGUUAGAGCAGCCGUCGAACGAUGUUCGUUGCCUGUUUUCAAUUUGAUUACUAUGGUUGGUAUUCAUCAAGGUGUUUUUGGUGAUCCUCCCAUUAAGUUGCUCCCUCCUCAAUUUUGGGAAUUAGUUUCAAAAUAUGCCUAUGAAGAUUUUGUUCAAAAUAUGAUUAGCGUUGCAGGCUUCUGGCGUGAUCCUUUUCAACUGGAAAAAUACAUAAAUCGAAGUCAUUUUCUUCCUGACAUUAAUAAUGAACGUGAAGCUCGCAAUGAAACCUAUCGUACGAAUAUGCUCAAGCUCAAUGCAUUUGUUAUGGUCUAUUCAGAUAUAGAUGAAGUUUUGACACCACCACAAUCUGGUUGGUUUCUGGGCUAUGCAUCAAAAUCAUUGAUACCUGAAACUUUCAAUCAGUCACGCCAAUUCACAGACGAUCUCAUCGGAAUGCGGACAUUGCGUGAACAAGGCAAAUUGCACAUGUUUACUUGCCAUACACGUCAUGAGGAUUCUGAACAUGCUCCGAAUAAAGAAUUCUUUUUUCUAAAUAUUUUACCAUUUUUCAAUAAUACGCCUUCAUAG